UUUAAUUAACUUUUGGGAUACCAUUUUUAUAUUAUAAAAAUAAUACGAAUUCACAAUCUAACUGCUGAAAUUUUCACACGAAUGGACUAACGUUGCUGUUUCUUUGUUUACGUAUGGAGCAAACAUUUUAAAGUUUUUGAUGUAGGGUUUAACCAGUCACUAGAUUUUCUUCUAAAAUAAUACCUUCAAGCAAAGCCAAUUUUCUUUGACGCUGAGGACCUAUGAUCUGUUGGAUGACAAUGUCUUGUCUCCAAUUCAUUCUCCUUUUUAUUUUGCUGCUUGAUAAACCAGAUAAUGUCAGAACAGAAGAAACUAAAAGUUUCGUCUCAUUUUUAUACACUGGAAAAACUAGCCCGAAGCAUAUAGAGGAUACCUGUUUUGACAUCGAUCAAGUUUCAGUGAACAAUAUGUAUUUAGGUAUAUCAAUGUUCAUCAAUAAGAAUACGCCAUGCAAACCUGAAAACAUUGGGUUAAAAGAGGUUCAGAAAUAUAUAAUUCAUGACAUGUAUCAGCGACAACUUUGUAGAACCAAAAUAACUGUGUCUAUCAACAGCAGAAAUUGUGAAAAAGCCAUCGAGAACUUGGAGUUUAUGUGCCAACAUCUAGACAAAAGGUCAACGAUUUUCUUUCAAGAAUCUGGAGCAAUUGUUAUUUCGGCGUUUCCAAAACCAAAAAUGACUGAACUAGGACAUACACACGAAAUUCCAACAGCUCAUUGUAACAUGAAAGAGUGUGAAUUGAAGAACGCAAACAAAGUGAAAGAAGUGGGGAUUUUACCCUCUAAAGGUAUUCGGCUUGCUCGUCAAUGAUAUACAUUAACAAAUAAGACAUUAGUGUGCCCUUUUAAAACAUGAUGAAUUUUUGAAGAUUGUGCGUCGUCCGCCGUUUGUUAAAAAUUUUACUUUUAUUAUUGAAAUUACAAAGCCAAUUGUUACCGUUUUGCUUGUAUUACCUCUAUGUUCAGAGGAAUCUAUAUUUCAAAUCAUAGCCUUUAGGUAAGAUUUUUAGGCCCUUGGGAGGGGCAAAUAUGGCCAUAUAUUAAAAAUGUAUAUAUUAAGCUUAGAAAAUCAUCUUCUCUACUUUCAAAUCACAGAUAAACUGAUGUAUGGCUAUGAUGUUCAUGAAGCUCUCUACCUAAAUUGUAAAUUCAUUACCUCUGAAUCCAGGGUUUCGAUUCUUUGGUAGGACAAAUAUGACCACAUCUUAAAUUAAGAUUUUUUACGUUAUUGCUCACAGUUAUCCAUAGUUAAUGCAUUGAAUUCCUUUGCCUUCACAAUUUUUUGAUAGGUAAAGAGGAUCAGAGAGUGUAACUUCAAUCACAAAAUGUCCCGAUACUAUUUAAUAUCUCAACAUUUUCUAGUGAAAACUUUCAUUUUACUAAUUGCAAGUGACCAUUAACGGUCUCUUUAUAUCAAAAGUUUACAAUAUUUGGCAUCCGAAACUAGAAAUUAAUGAUUCUAGAUUUUUCAGACUCUUGACUCCCUCUUUAAUGAAUUGAUUUAUUAAACAUUAAAAAAGAAUAAAUGCGGUUUUAAUGG
Magallana angulata is the source of this 1538-nucleotide messenger RNA. RefSeq lists its product as uncharacterized. The transcript has 6 exons. NCBI's taxonomy places the organism in Eukaryota, Metazoa, Mollusca, Bivalvia, Ostreida, Ostreidae. Bases 222 to 809 code for a protein of 195 amino acids. The record is from RefSeq and is a predicted model, not a curated record.